Molecule: messenger RNA, 628 nt
Organism: Neltuma alba
Lineage: Eukaryota; Viridiplantae; Streptophyta; Magnoliopsida; Fabales; Fabaceae
Product: ER lumen protein-retaining receptor-like
Biological process (GO): protein retention in ER lumen
Cellular component (GO): membrane
Molecular function (GO): ER lumen protein retrieval receptor activity
Source: RefSeq, a predicted model, not a curated record
AAAUCAGACAUGUUCCAAGUCUUUUCUGCUCCGCUGCAACACGAAUAGGAGGAGUGCGGAACAGGACCCUGCGUGAAAAAACGAAACUUGCAGAAGGCAGAAGCUCCUUCUUCUUGGAACCGACAGGAGUGUCUCCUCCCAGAUCCGAUCCAAAAUGAAUAUAUUCAGGUUAGCUGGCGACAUGACCCAUUUGGCCAGCGUCCUCGUCCUGCUCCUCAAGAUCCACACCAUCAAAUCUUGUGCUGGUAUUUCUUUGAAGACUCAAGAGCUUUAUGCUAUUGUUUUUGCCACUCGCUACUUGGAUAUCUUUACUGAUUUCAUAUCUUUAUAUAACCUAAUGAAGUUGAUAUUCUUGGGAAGCUCAUUUUCUAUUGUAUGGUACAUAAGGCACCACAAGGUUGUCCGCAGGUCAUAUGACAGAGAUCAUGACACUUUUCGUCAUAUUUUCCUUAUAUUGCCCUGCUUGCUGUUAGCCCUACUUAUCAAUGAGAAAUUCACAUUUAAGGAGGUAAUGUGGACAUUCUCCUUGUAUUUGGAAGCUGUCGCCAUACUUCCUCAGUUAGUACUGUUACAGAGAACUAGGAAUAUUGAUAAUUUAACAGGACAAUACGUAUUUCUUCUUGGGUAA